AUGCCUUUUGCUAAGAAAAAAGAACAAUGGUGCUAUAUUAAGCAAACUACUGAGACAGGUAACUAUCCUUGGAUCCUUUUAGGGGAUUUAUGUUUUCAUCUCUUUGAUAACAACAACAAAACAUCUUCCUCUAUAGAUGGGUGGGUUAACAAAACAGUUGUUGAAAGUGGGCUUGAAGACAUAGGCUAUGUAGGAAAAAACUACACUUGGACUAGCAAUAAUCUUGGUACUGGCUCUAGAAGAUCAAGAAUUGUCUUAGCUCUAGGAAAUAAUGAUUCGAGUAGACAUUUCCCCAAAGCUAAGUUAUUACAUCUUAAUCAAGUAGGUAGUUACCAUGCUCCUAUUCUUCUUGUUACUAAUACUGAAUGUGAGCCAUGUUGGAGACCUUUUAAGUUUUUUCUAACUUGGCUCAAUGAUGAAACAUGUUCUCUUACUAUAGAUAAUGCUUGGAAUAUUAGUGUUAGUGGUUCUCCUGGUUUUCAGCUUGUUACAAAACUUCAGUCAGCAAGGAAAGAAUUAUCUAUAUGGAACAAACAACAUUUUGGUAACAUCAAUCAAAAUAUUGACCAUCUUCAGCAGGAGCUUAACUUUGUUCAGAAUCAAAUGAGCACAUUUUGA
Molecule: messenger RNA, 618 nt
Organism: Papaver somniferum (opium poppy)
Lineage: Eukaryota; Viridiplantae; Streptophyta; Magnoliopsida; Ranunculales; Papaveraceae
Exons: 1
Coding region: 1-618 (205 amino acids)
Source: RefSeq, a predicted model, not a curated record